Seminavis robusta is the source of this 2168-nucleotide messenger RNA. The record is from the annotation of a GenBank genome assembly. Lineage: Eukaryota; Bacillariophyta; Bacillariophyceae; Naviculales; Naviculaceae.
ACUGGUUGGUUAUUGGUGGCUUACGGUACCGGUAUGGUCAUAGAAAAACUUCAGACAGUGGACCUGCCGUGGCCCGCCGUUUAACGGUAUUUACAGCUCUGCUGCUUAAACAAAAAACAAAUCGAGAACACUUUCAGAUCGAAACGCUCCAGGCAUUGUUUUCGAAGCAGCCAAGAAGAGAGCCGUUGUCGAAGGAAGCCACGAGGACCACCUGUUGAGACCAAGCAAAAGAACAAGAGAAACGCUAGCACAUCGAGGCAGCCGAGAGGAGGGAGCAUUGUUGUCAUUGUUGCCGAAGCAAAGCCGCUGUUGUCAGUUACCAGCAAGAGAACAAAACAAUGAGCAGCAGCACCAUCAAUCUUCGCUUUGAGACUCUUGAUGGGAGCUCAGCUUGUCAUGUGAGAAAGUCAAGGUUGGCUUGAUCAAACCGCUACUGGCCGAACCGUUUGGCAUUGAUGUCGCAGAACAAGAACUCGUGUAUCAAGAUGAAACCAGCCAGCUCUUGCUGCCUGAUGAGGCAACUCUUGGUCCCUCUCAUGACCAAAAAAUUCUCGUACGCCCCAUGGCUCGUGAAAGGACGGUUUGCAUUGUCCAGUACUCUACAGUAGUCCCAACUCAAAUCACGGAAACUCAACUCACUGUCAACUGCAAAGACAAAAUUGGAAGUGUCAAACACCAGAUUCAAGCCCUGUUGGGAGUGGCUGUGGAUGAACAGAAAUUGUACUUUCACAAUGUAGAGUGUGAUGAUGAUCGUACACUCCGCUAUUACCAGUUUCCCAACAAUGUUCAUCUCCUGUUGAUGUCCAAUACUCAACAACCAGAGAUCAAUGUCAUUGUAAGGACAUUGACUGGGAAAACUAUUCCUGUCAAGGUAAACCCAGGAGAAACUGUCGGAAUGCUCAAGAUCAAGAUUCAAAAUAAAGAGGGCAUUCCGCCCGACCAGCAGCGCCUCAUCUUUGGGGGGCGACAGCUUGAAGAUCAAAAUUCGUUGUUCCGUUACCACAUUCCUCACGAAGGCACAAUUCACCUCAUACUUCGUCUGGGAGGCAUGAUCAGUUCCUUCUCAUUCAAUGAUAUGAACGACCCCUUGGUGCGCUAUCUCAUGCUUCCAGAAGCAGAGCGGCAGAUCGCGCCAUUCCCGGUCUCCGCCAUUCACGGGGGACGCCGGUUCUGUGCUUACGACAACAAAGUGUACGACCCAGAGUCCACAACGUCUUUCUCAUUCAACAAAGACUGUGAGAUACUUAGUGCUGGUCAUCGUGGAGUGGUUGGUCAGUUUCUUGAAUUCAUGUGGAGCGCUAAAAUGGCGAACAAGGACGGUGCCGUGGACAUGAAGGUGGUACUACCUGAUGAUCUCUUGGUACAUCUUCUUGAUCCCUUUGCGGCUCGCUGCAACAAGCAUCACACAGAACAGUGGAGUCCAGAGCAGGUGCUUGAAAAGCUCUAUAACACUAGUCCGCAUAUACAUCAACCCAAAAUCGCCCUACGCAUGACCAAGUGGCCAACAAAUGCAUGCAUCAACUUUCACCAAGAUGGACGAUAUGCCACCUACACUAUGCAACUUGCCUUGAACGAUCCCGAAGAAUACCAAGGGGGGAAGCUCUGUUACUUUGUAAACAACCGACUUCAUGUCUUGACUCGGCCCGCUGGUUCCCUAGUGGGCCACCAUCGUGAGGUCCUCCAUGCCGUUACGGCACUGACAGGAGGGGUUCGCAAGAGUCUGUUUCUGACGGACUAUUCUAAUGGGCUUGGUGAGAAAGAUGUCAUUAUCGCCUCCAAAACGGAUGUGGCGGCGUUUUGGGAUUCAGACCUUGGAAUCCCCUGUACCUACUGCUUUGUGCGAUUCCCCAGCCUAAGUUGCAGUGGAUGUUCCCAGAAAAACAUGUGCAAGGAUUGCGCAGAUACAUUUGUUGGCUGCCCUCCCUGUCGCAUUGUUCAGAUGGAAUCAUCUAUUUCGCGCAAGCGGAAGAUUGCCAUGGCUGGACUUUGAAGAAGAUGAAUUACAGCGCCGAAGCUUGUUUCAGGCGUGGCGGCGAUGCACCGAACAAUCAGAAUCACAGCUCGGGAUGCCUUUCGCAACAAAUUCAGAAGACGCUUGGGGGCGGCACAACAACUUGCAAAUGAUCGCCGCUAACCUAACUAUUGAUAGACACUCAUUUUUAUGUACC